This is a messenger RNA of Drosophila albomicans, 1493 nucleotides long. RefSeq lists its product as uncharacterized. Gene Ontology annotation, biological process: cytokine production; positive regulation of transcription by RNA polymerase II. NCBI's taxonomy places the organism in Eukaryota, Metazoa, Arthropoda, Insecta, Diptera, Drosophilidae. The record is from RefSeq and is a predicted model, not a curated record. The coding region runs from base 142 to 1431 and encodes 429 amino acids. The transcript is spliced from 7 exons.
UUUGCUAGUCAAGCGUAGUAUAAAUUUCAUAUUUUAAAUAUUUAAAUUGGCGCCUUUUGAAAUUUCAAGAAGUGUGUACACACUGUUGCACAAUUAGAUGACAUUCCUGUUGACAAUACAGUAUUAACAGCAAUAUUUAAAAUGUCCGAUGAUGAUGAUAUAUUCAAUGUGCCAACAAAGCGGGCAGAUGAAAAUAAAUUAUUUAUGCCAAAUGAGGUGUCGGAGGAAACGGACUACGAUUUUAUUGAAGUGAAACCAGUUAUUAAGAAACCCACGAAACUGACAAAGAGCAAGCAGGUGCCGGUGGAGAAGCCAAUUGCCAAAUAUAGCAAAACCCGCAAAACAAAAAAACUUGAGCAAAAGCCGGCAGGUAAAACUUCACCAGAGGAAGCAACAGUGGCGCCACCUUUAAGACGUGAUUUGUCGCCCGUUUCGCAAAUGAUCUUGGAAAUGGAGCAAAGAGAACUUCAAGUAAACAAACCUUCAAAAGAGACAAUACAAUCUGAAAUUGAUGAUGCCUUAGCUGAAAUGCCCGUGGCGCGACGGACUAGAGCGGGAAGACGAAGUUUAAAUCCCCCACCUCCAGAUGGGAUUGAACAAUCUGCUGCCGCUCCUGCUGCCAAGAAACCAUCACCACCAAGGCAACGAGCUAGCCGCGGGAAAAAGAAGUCAACAACAGCAGCAACAACAAGACAAACCCAAGCGAAUACAAUUCCCAAAAUGUUUUCAGCUGGAUCUAGAGGGAAUCGUCAUCAGGUGGCAGAAAUUGCGGCACGUGCCCGCGUUGUGGACACCAUUGAUAUGGUCACAGCUGUAAUGCCGCCUAUAGAGGGUUUUGUCAAUUUGGACUCGGAUGACGAGAACUCGCCGCCACCUCAAUUGGAAGGAACUAGUGCAACAGAAACCAAAAAUUACGAUUUUGAUAAUCCAGAAAUUGAUAUCAAUCUCUGCUGGCAGGGCGAAAUUCAAAUGUAUAAAUUGCGGCAAUAUCAAAAAUUUGCGCAAUUGUUUAAAGAGAUCUCUGAGCGAAAUAAUGUGCCAGUUGAUGACAUUGUCAUCAAUAUGGAUGCUAAUUUGAUAAAACCGCAGCAAACACCUAAAGAUGUUGGACUCAAAGUGUUCCACAUAUUAAAUGGUUAUCCAUUUGCAUCCGGCAACAAACCUGCUGAGUCAACCAAACAUGUUGAUCUUUAUACGAAGCCAAAGAAAUUCCAGUUAAAAGUCCAGGGAGAUCGAUGGAAAAGACCUUUGAUAAUUCUUAUGAAUAAAACUGAUGCAUUUAAAGUAUUGUAUAUAAAAUGCGCCGAGGAAAUGGAAUGCUCUGUUGACGAUUUCAAACUAUUUUUUGAUGGGGAAUUGUUAGAGCCAGAUGAUACGCCAAGAAAUCAAGAAAUGGAAGGAAAUGAGAUGAUAGAUUUUCGGAAAAAAUAGAGUUUAAUUUGUUAUGUUAUAAUUCUUUGAAAUGAAUUGUUAAAUAAACUUCGAUUGUCUGU